AUAACCGUGCCGGCUGUUCCUUUGCAACAUAAUCCACAACCCACUUUCAUCCUGGACACCUUCUCGUCCCCGACUCAGACCUGACAUAUUCUCUCCUUCUCUAUUCCUUUCUCUUCUUACCUCUUCCCGUGGCAACUUGCGGGUAGUUAGCGGCUCGGACGUCGGACCAGGGGCUUACCAAGACGGGAAAAGAAGAAGAAGACAUGUGGCAUCUUUGAAGCGCAGUGAUAUUUCUUCGCAUUCGCAAAGCCCGCCCCUCCACCGUCCCUCUCGAGGCGCCGACUGGCACAGCUUUCCUUGGCACCAUCCUAUAAACUUGAUUGGCCUUGCCGCCGUCAACUGCCAUGGAGAACGCCUUUGCGAAGCCCAUCGAUGAGAUUCUGGCCAACUUCAAGGUAGACCCGAGGGCCGGCCUCACAGACGACCAAGCUGCCGAGUUGCGCACCAAGCACGGAAAGAACUCUAUCCCAGAAGAACCGCCUACUCCCUUGUGGGAACUCAUUCUAGAGCAAUUCAAGGAUCAACUCGUCCUGAUAUUGCUCGCAUCUGCUGCGCUUUCCUUCGUCCUCGCUCUCUUCGAAGAGGGCGAAAAUGGCUGGAGCGCAUUCGUCGACCCUGUGGUUAUCCUCACUAUUCUCAUCCUCAAUGCCGUCGUUGGGGUGUCCCAAGAGAGCAGCGCCGAGAAGGCGAUCGCUGCGCUCCAAGAAUACUCCGCAAAUAUCGCCAGCGUGAUCAGGAACAACGGACAUGUCUCGCGGGUCAAGGCUGAAGAGUUGGUCCCUGGCGACAUCAUUUCCGUGGCCGUCGGCGACAGGAUACCUGCUGAUUGCCGAAUCGUCUCUAUCGAAAGCAACAGCUUCGCUGUCGACCAGGCUAUCUUGACCGGGGAGAGCGAGAGCGUCGGCAAGGACAACACAUCUAUAGUGAAAGAUGAGAAGGCAGUGCUCCAGGAUCAGACCAACAUGUUGUUCUCCGGCACUACAGUCGUUACUGGCCGUGCCAAGGCGGUCGUUGUCCUGACUGGAACUAAUACUGCCAUCGGCGACAUCCAUGAGAGUAUCGCCGCUCAGAUUUCCGAACCGACACCUUUGAAACAUAAGCUGAAUGACUUCGGAGACUCCCUGGCGAAGGUCAUCACAGUUAUUUGUAUUCUUGUAUGGCUGAUCAACAUUCCAAACUUUACCGACCCAAGCCACGGACACUGGACCAAGGGCGCCAUCUACUAUCUGAAGAUUGCCGUCUCGCUCGGUGUCGCUGCGAUCCCCGAAGGUCUGGCCGUUGUCAUCACGACGUGCCUGGCUCUAGGAACCCGCAAGAUGGCUGCGAAGAACGCCGUCGUCCGAAGCCUACCGUCUGUCGAGACCCUAGGGAGCUGUAGCGUCAUAUGCUCCGAUAAGACUGGUACGCUCACGACAAAUCAGAUGAGUGUGAGCAAGGUCGUCUACCUAAGCGAGGAUGGUACCGAUCUAGAGGAGCUCGACGUCGAGGGCACUACGUUUUCCCCUAGGGGAGAUGUCUCAUUCAAGGGCAAAGUUGUGAAGGAUAUCGCUCAAAGCUCAAGCACGAUUCGCCAGAUAAACGAGGUGUCCGCGCUUUGCAACGAUGCUCGACUUGUAUAUGAUGGUCGGUCUGGUGCCUAUUCCAACGUAGGAGAACCUACCGAGGGAGCGCUGAGGGUCUUGGCUGAAAAGAUUGGACCCUGCGCGCCGGUGAACUCGAAGCCUGAGGACUGCGUGCACUAUGCUAGCGCCUGGUAUGAAUCCAAAUUCCCUCGCCUCGCUACAUACGAGUUCUCUCGAGACCGCAAAAGCAUGUCGGUGCUUGUUCAAGCGGAUAAGGAGAAGAAGCUUCUGGUUAAAGGUGCACCCGAAUCUAUUAUCGAGCGCUGCACGCAUACUCUUGUUGGUGCAAACGGCAAACGUGUCCUCAUCAACGAUCAGCUCCGAGAACUUCUCCUGAAAGAAGUGGUGGAAUACGGCAAUCGUGGGCUGCGGGUCAUCGCUCUCGCCAGCCGGGAUGACGUGGGGUCUAAUCCUCUGAUCCAAACCUCUAGAACCACGGCUCAGUACGCUCAGCUGGAGGAGAACCUCACCUUACUCGGACUCGUCGGCAUGCUGGAUCCCCCUCGACCGGAAGUCGCCGGCGCUAUCAAGAAGUGUGUUGAUGCCGGCAUCAGGGUUAUCGUGAUCACCGGCGAUAACCGCAAUACCGCGGAAAGCAUCUGCCGCCACAUCGGAGUCUUUGGAGAAUACGAGGAUCUUCGAGGCAAGAGCUUCACGGGACGGGAAUUUGAGAAUCUGAGCCCGAGCGAGCAGCUUGAGGCGGCGAAAAAGGCCUCUCUCUUCUCCCGUGUCGAGCCAAGUCACAAGUCGAAACUAGUCGACCUCCUCCAGUCUCUCGGAGAGGUCGUGGCCAUGACCGGCGAUGGUGUCAACGACGCCCCAGCCCUCAAGAAGGCAGACAUCGGUGUUGCGAUGGGCUCCGGCACUGACGUGUCCAAGCUGGCCGCCGACAUGGUUCUCGCCGAUGACAAUUUCGCCACCAUCGAAGUAGCCAUCGAGGAGGGUCGAUCCAUCUAUAACAAUACGCAGCAAUUCAUCCGCUACCUAAUCUCUUCAAACAUCGGAGAGGUGGUCUCCAUCUUCCUCACUGCUGCCCUUGGCAUGCCUGAGGCCCUCAUUCCAGUCCAAUUGUUAUGGGUCAACCUUGUCACCGAUGGCCUGCCCGCGACGGCCUUGUCCUUCAACCCACCCGACCACGAUAUCAUGCGAAGACAGCCCCGGAAGCGAGACGAGGCGCUCAUCGGGGGAUGGCUUUUCUUCCGGUACAUGGUUAUUGGCACUUACGUCGGCCUCGCCACGGUAGCCGGGUAUGCUUGGUGGUUCAUGUACAACCCCGACGGUCCCCAUAUCAGCUUCUACCAGCUCUCGCACUUCCAUGGAUGCUCCGCCGAUUUCGCGCACAUCGGGUGCGAGAUGUUCGCCAAUGACAUGUCGAAAUCAGCGUCGACGGUGUCGCUGUCGAUUCUCGUCGUCAUCGAGAUGCUCAACGCAAUGAACGCACUGUCAUCCAGCGAGUCCCUCCUGACGCUGCCGCUCUGGGAGAACAUGAUGCUGGUUGGCGCCAUCGGCCUGUCGAUGGCGCUCCACUUCGCGCUCCUCUACACUCCUUUCCUCCAGGACCUGUUCUCUAUCCUACCCCUCGACUGGACCGAGUGGAAGGCGGUGCUCACCAUCAGCGCGCCCGUUAUGUAAGUAGAGAGAGACUUCCCACCUCCCCUUAUUGCUACGCCGCGCCUCUCCUCCUACCCGUCCUCUCUCUUUUCCCCUUCACACUGUGACACCCAGUACUAACAUCAUCGUCGCAGACUCAUCGACGAAGUGCUCAAAG
This is a messenger RNA of Durotheca rogersii, 3390 nucleotides long. Its product is annotated as calcium-transporting ATPase sarcoplasmic/endoplasmic reticulum type. Gene Ontology annotation, biological process: calcium ion transmembrane transport; intracellular calcium ion homeostasis. Gene Ontology annotation, cellular component: membrane. The transcript has 3 exons. Gene Ontology annotation, molecular function: P-type calcium transporter activity; ATP binding; ATP hydrolysis activity. The record is from RefSeq and is a predicted model, not a curated record. Lineage: Eukaryota; Fungi; Ascomycota; Sordariomycetes; Xylariales; Xylariaceae. The coding region runs from base 345 to 3254 and encodes 969 amino acids.